This is a messenger RNA of Colletotrichum karsti, 1272 nucleotides long. RefSeq names its product C6 zinc finger domain-containing protein. The coding region runs from base 1 to 1272 and encodes 423 amino acids. NCBI's taxonomy places the organism in Eukaryota, Fungi, Ascomycota, Sordariomycetes, Glomerellales, Glomerellaceae. The record is from RefSeq and is a predicted model, not a curated record. The transcript has a single exon.
AUGCUAGGCUACGAAACCAUGCUCUUCGGUCAGCAGAGCGACUGGGAGUCGUUCCAGACCUUCGUGCUCUCCGUCGAAUCGGGGGACACGCUCGUCAUCGACAACACGUCCAUGAUGACCCCCCAGUACGCGACGAACGGGGCGGACUCGACCGCCGUCCGCCAGAUCUGCUGCGGGAUCGGCACCCUGUCCAAGUCCUUCCAGGUCGUCGCGGAGGAGGAAAUUAACACGGCCGAAUACCGCCGCGCGCUGGAACACUACGGUCGUGGGGUGCGCGCCAUCUUCAGCCUAAAGCCGACGACGACCACCCUGCCCAGCACGAUCCUGGCGUCUCUGCUUUUCGAGUGUUUCGAGUGGAUGGCCGGCCACACGGAGGCCACCAUCAAGCACCACAACCACUCCGUCGCCAUGAUGUGGCAGUACGUCGACUUGUUGAUAGAGGAGCAGGGGGUCCCGCUGAAGCGUCUGAACCUGUCGGAAAUGGAGCAGGCCAUGUUCGACACGCUGGAGCGCCUGGACACGCUUCCGUGGGUCGAGGGCUUUGGCGAGAACGAGAGGAUCAAGACCUCGUCCCCGGCGCGGAGGUUCCCGCACGGGUGCCGGCACCGACUCGACAUGGACGAAAUACCGAAAAGCUUCAACAGCACGCAGCAGGCCUUCACCUGGUGGCAUUUCACGCAGCACAACAUGGCCCACUCCCUCCACCCCCUGAAAACCUCACAGGUCGCCGAUAGCGAAAAGGCAGCUGCGUACGACGAGUGUGCCGCUCUGUUAGAGACAUGGCACUCCUCGUUCAUGCCCCUCUUGCUCCACGCCAAGCAGCACCGGAGCAGUCACGGCUCCAGGUGGUCGCGCGCCAUGAUCCUCGAGUCUCUGUACGUCGAGACCAUCUCGGCGCUCCACAGCCGCCACAAGCAGAACUCGAACGUGCUGCCGGCGGUGCAGCCGAUCUACAGGGACCUCAUAGCCAUGUCGAGGCAGAUGGCCGGGGAGAAGCCGCUCAACGGGAUCGAGACGCUGGGGAGAGAAAACUCCAUCAUCCGGCCGAUCGUUUUCGUGUUGCUUAAAUGCAGGGACCCGGACAUUGUGCGAGAGUCCAAGGCCGUGCUGGAAAGUCUUCAAGGCGGCAUCAACAUGGCGUGGACGAUGCUCUUCUCGAUGAAUAAUCCGAAGAAGACGAAAUCUAUUGUCUUCUGCGACAGGGCCUGGGGCUGGUACUUGACGACCAGCGGUUGCAGCUCUGGAGCUCACAUAUUUGACGGCAUACUUUGA